Molecule: messenger RNA, 1585 nt
Organism: Lytechinus variegatus (green sea urchin)
Lineage: Eukaryota; Metazoa; Echinodermata; Echinoidea; Temnopleuroida; Toxopneustidae
Exons: 2
Coding region: 175-1353 (392 amino acids)
Source: RefSeq, a predicted model, not a curated record
UUGUCUUUCUUGAUGUCAUCCUACAGAUUGGCCAUAAGCAUUGUUUGAUCUCCUGACCAGUGCGUCCAGUGUCACAACCCAACACCACCAACCGCACCCAGUCCAGCCUAAUCUCCAUCCAUCUGGACAUCUUUGUAAUCACCCACACAGAAGUCAAGCCUCUGUAUAGCUAGCAUGAUGGAGGCCCUUUCGCCGAUGGGCGAGACCGUGAUGGAGACGUCGUCGGUGCUUCCCAGCCCUCAGUCCUCCAACCUGAUGAUGGGGGUGGGCGAGGAGUCUAUGGAAACCAUGACGAUGUCACCCAAGGCUCCAGAGACACAGGAGACAAAUAAUGAGAGGCUACAACAGAUACCUGCCCCAGUCCUGUCAACAGAUGGCACACUUCACAGCCUAAACACACCAUUCGCCGGAAGCCUCUCCAAUUUGGUGCUACCUGGAAUUCCAAAUGCAGCAGCCGCUACAACCUCCUUCUUCCUUAACGCAACAAGCCCUACAACAGUGGCAGCGCCAUUCCUGCUUAACCAGUCUAGCCUGACAACGGCCACGGCUGGUGCGCCGCAGUUCUUGAUGAACGGAAGUCCAGGUGUUCAACCCAAUACAACGUUCUUGUUGAACACCAACCCAGGGAAUAGCAAUAUGCAGACAUUUUUGCUGAAUCCAAACAUGGCAGCUCAGGGAACGCCGUUAGUGGUGCAAACUCCACAAACUAAUACUGCCUUUUUAGUGAACCCAGGUGUGCUGAACACUAGUGCAAACACGUUAUUGUUAACGCAUCCCGGCUUGGCAGGAUCAAAUGGCGCCCUCAUGUUGGCUGCUAACCAAGGAGCAGCUGCCUUACCGCAUGUACAACCACAGGUCCAGCAGCAGAUCCAACAGCAGAUACAACAGCAGGUCCAGCCACAGCUCCAACAACAGGUCCAGCCACAGCUUCAGGCACAGGUCCAACAGCAGGUCCAAGCACAGGUCCAACCUGCGGUGACUCCUGCACUGGUGGAAAACACGAUGGACGCUUCAUCAAGCGAAGUGCAAGCGCAGCAACAGACUGCUGCAUCAGACACAAGUAGUACUUUACAAUUACAGACGUUGCAAUUGCCCAUUGGGACGUUACCUGGCGCUUUAAUACAGACUGACGGAGCACAGAAUGUGAUCCUGCAGCCGAGGAUGGAUCCAGCCGAGAGUGACACUUCUUCCAUUUCAGAGCUGUCUCAAGGGGUGGUGGAGGAGAACUCAAUAACUGAAAACAUCAGGGAAAACAAAGACAGUAAGUACAUGUUCAUGUCAUGUUUUUAUUUUGUAUUUAUGUUGUUUGAUAGUGUCUUGACCUUCCUGUCAAUCCAAUUGUAUUCUUAUUAAAACACAUUUUCAGAUUCUGACAAGCUUUUCAUGCCUCUCGUGAUGAUAUCCAUUUCAGACUUGUCCUUGAUCCCUGUCAAAGAGGGCAGUAUUUUGUUUCCAGUGCUUCACUCAUCCCUACAGUUAAAGCAUGAUGGACAUAUACUUAAGUCAUACCCCUUGUAAAUUCAGUGUUUUUUAGUUAUUCUUUUUCUACAUGUUUCAGUCAGAUGAAAAGAAAAGUGACUUGAAA